Seriola dumerili (greater amberjack) is the source of this 2465-nucleotide messenger RNA. It is a transcript of the gene hunk, whose product is annotated as hormonally up-regulated Neu-associated kinase. Bases 1 to 2061 code for a protein of 686 amino acids. Gene Ontology annotation, molecular function: ATP binding; protein serine/threonine kinase activity. NCBI's taxonomy places the organism in Eukaryota, Metazoa, Chordata, Actinopteri, Carangiformes, Carangidae. Gene Ontology annotation, cellular component: cytoplasm. The transcript has 9 exons. Gene Ontology annotation, biological process: protein phosphorylation; intracellular signal transduction. The record is from RefSeq and is a predicted model, not a curated record.
AUGCCAGUUGCGGACAGCGAGAUGGUAGUGGACAACAGCCACGCGUUAUACGAGGGCAAAACCCCAAACAGCGCCGGGAAUGAAAACAUCCUCCCGGCCUCACUAUGCAGUCCUGCCGCGGACAUCCUCAAGAACUUUUACCACACCAAACGGGUCGGGAACUAUCUGAUUGGGCGGAAGCUGGGAGAAGGAUCGUUCGCCAAAGUUAGAGAAGGUCUCCACGCUAUGACUGGGGAGAAGGUGGCGGUGAAGGUGAUCGACAAGCGGAAGGCCAAGAAGGACUCGUAUGUGACCAAGAACCUGCGGAGGGAGGGCCACAUCCAGCAGAUGAUCCGCCACCCCAACAUCACACAGCUGCUGGACAUCCUGGAGACGGAGAACAGCUACUACCUGGUGAUGGAGCUGUGUCCCGGCGGGAACCUCAUGAACCGCAUCUACGACAAGAAACGCCUGGACGAGAGGGAGACUCAGAAAUACAUCCGGCAGUUGGUGCUGGCAGUCGAGCACCUGCACAGGGCGGGUGUGGUGCACAGGGAUCUGAAGAUAGAGAAUCUCCUGUUGGAUGAGCAGGACAACAUAAAGCUCAUAGACUUUGGCCUCAGUAACUGCGCUGGCAUCUUGGGAUACUCAGACCCAUUCAGCACCCAGUGUGGGAGUCCGGCUUACGCCGCCCCGGAGCUGCUCUCCAGGAAGAAGUACGGGCCGAAGGUGGACGUCUGGUCCAUUGGUGUGAACAUGUAUGCGAUGUUGACUGGGACUCUCCCGUUCACCGUGGAGCCCUUCAGCCUUCGAGCCCUGCACCAGAAGAUGGUAGACAAGGAGAUGAACCCUCUACCUCCCUCGCUCUCCACAGCUGCCAUUUGUCUUCUGAAGAAGCUUCUGGAGCCAGAUCCCAACAAGCGUCCCAAUAUCCACCAGGUGAUGGCAGACUCCUGGCUACAGCUGGCCAACAAGAACACAGGGGCGCCGUACCUCAACAGGAUCCACAUUGAGGAAAUAAACCACACGGUGUUGCUGCAUAUGACGGAGAAAAUGGGCUACAAGCACAGCGAGGUGCUGAGCGCCGUCCUCACCAACCGCGCUUGCCACACUUUGGCCGUCUACUUCCUCCUCAACAAGAAAAUGAAGAGACUCUCUAAAGAGUACAGGGAGAUGCAAUUCCAGGAGAAAAAGAAAGGAGAGAAGCAGAAAAAUGAAUACUUCCAGACCCAGUGGAGGAAGCAUGUCGACAAGCUCACCAUCCCCCCCAAACAGACGCCCGUCUACCUUGCUGUUAGCAAAGGGCCCAGUAAGGAGAAGAAACACAGGACAGGUCUACUGCGUGCCAUAACUGGUGGCCAUCGUAAUUCACCUCUGGCACCCCCUGGCACCGUUGCGUCUUCGUCGAUGGAAUAUCUGGAGAUCCACCCUCUCUUUCCCAACACCCCUCAGCAACGGAGGCGAUUGGCCACCCUCCCACAAGUCAAUACGAGCCCAGAACACAACAUUCCCGCUCCACCGGCACCGUCACCCAUUGGCAUGCAUUCCUUCGGCUCCCUCGCCAAAGCUGAGCAAAUCGAAGACACCCCGACUUCGCCCUGGUACAAGCUGACCAACGGUACGCUGUCCCCGCCACGCCACGUGUCUGCCUUCCAACCCGACUCCUCUUACUUGAAAAAGGCCACAAUCCCCAGUCCUCCGGUCCUCAUUGUCAACCCGCAGCCCAAGAAGAGCAUCUCAUCAGAUUGGUGCGGUUCUUCUGACACCAGUGGCAGCCCCCCCAGCACUGUAGGAAGCCCACCAGGGAGCUCAGCUUUCAGCCCGCCGAAGUCCGCCUUUAGCCCCCUCAACCCCACCUCAGCAUUCAGCCCUCCUUCCAACAGCAGCAGCAGUGAUCCCGACAGCCCGACGCACCGCAGCAAGUUCCCCUCUAUGGGAAUAGGACAGAUCCUAAAGAAGAAGGUUCAGCUGCAGCCGUUCACCUUCCGACCAGAACAAGUCGUUGAGGAAGUGGUGUCCCCACCUCCCUACCCCAUGCAGACGCUCCUCUGUGCUUCAGGUGCACUCAAGACCCUCUGCUGAGGGCUACAAGUAAAAAUAAAAUGAAAGAAAGUCAGACUGAACUCGAGGCCCCUCUCAACAUUUCAUUUAGUUGGAGAGGUCUUCCAGAGCGGCCUUUUGAACUGUGAACUGUCCCUUUAUUGCGACUGAGCCACUUUUCAUGAAAGACUUGAUCCUUCAAAUAAGAAAAAAAAAGAAGAAGAAAACAAAAGGGAUUAGAAUGAAAGUAUAUAAUAUUUUAUCUCUCAUUGCCGCUCUCGUUAUGUAAUAAGAGGUGGUGACACUGAGAAGAUGAGAUUUGAAACAGAUCCCAGAGCAAUGACUAAACCUUGUUGUGUCCUAGAUACAGAGUGGUCAUGGGAUGCCAUGUAAUAUGGGCCUUGCCAGCAAGGUGUACACACACACACACACACACACACACACAC